AUGAGUGGCUUACCACAAUUGAAAACGUUGAACAACGGCGUGCAGAUUCCUGAACUUGGUUUAGGACUAUGGCAAACUCCCGAAAGCAAGACAGCUAAUAUUGUUUACGAAGCUUUAAAAGUUGGUUAUCGUCAUUUUGAUUCAGCUCAAUGGUAUGCAAACGAGAAAGGUGCAGCUAAAGGUAUUAUCCGUUGGUUGAAAGAAGAUCCGAAGAACCACAAAAGAAAAGAUGUUUUCUUCACCACCAAGGUUAAAGACCCUAGUCAUGGAUACGAAAAUACCAAACAAUCUAUUAAAGAAUCUUUAGAACAAGUAAAAGGUAUUGGCUACAUUGAUUUAGUAUUAGUUCAUUCUCCACAGAGUAACAAGAACUUGAGACUUGGUACGUGGAAGGCCUUACAAGAACUUGUGAAUGAAGGUGUAGUCAAAUCAAUCGGUGUUUCUAACUAUGGAGUCCCACAUAUACAAGAGAUUUUAAAAUGGGAUGAAAUGACAAUAAAACCUGUUAUUAAUCAAGUUGAAAUAAACCCUUGGUUAACAAGAAAAGAAAUCGUCAACUUCUGUCACAAAAAUGGUAUUGAAGUUGAAGCUUAUUCUCCAUUGACAAGAGGUAAAAGACUAAACGAUCCAGCUUUAAUGAAAAUUGCCAAAAAAUAUGGUAAGCAACCGGCACAAAUUCUAAUCAAAUGGUCCAUUCAAAAGGGUUUCAUUGUUUUACCAAAGACUACUCAUGAGGAAAGAUUACUAUCUAAUAUUGAUGUAUUUGAUUUCACCAUUUCUGAUGAAGAUAUUACUCAAAUGACCUAUGAUGAUGAAUAUCAAGUCUUCUGCUCUUGGGAUCCAACUACCUAUAGAGGUUAA
This is a messenger RNA of Maudiozyma barnettii, 861 nucleotides long. Its product is annotated as aldo/keto reductase family protein. Gene Ontology annotation, molecular function: oxidoreductase activity. Bases 1 to 861 code for a protein of 286 amino acids. Lineage: Eukaryota; Fungi; Ascomycota; Saccharomycetes; Saccharomycetales; Saccharomycetaceae. The record is from RefSeq and is a predicted model, not a curated record. The transcript has a single exon.